This is a messenger RNA of Danaus plexippus (monarch butterfly), 1021 nucleotides long. RefSeq lists its product as uncharacterized. The transcript has 4 exons. The record is from RefSeq and is a predicted model, not a curated record. Lineage: Eukaryota; Metazoa; Arthropoda; Insecta; Lepidoptera; Nymphalidae. The coding region runs from base 230 to 811 and encodes 193 amino acids.
UCUAUUAGGUGUUAACUUUAACACACUUGUAACUAGUUUAACCGUACUGUGUAAUUAGAUAAGUGACAUCCAUGAAUAUCGUUCCCGGUUAAUUUCAGUUAAAUAAAAUAUAUCUAUAAAGUUCUUACUAUAAUCUGUGAAUGGUGAAAAACUAAUUGGUAUUAUUCAGUAACAUUUUAUACUUAUCCAUUGACGAUAAUAGUUUUAAAAUCUUAUAGAUACUAACUUAAUGUGUAAUUCACAAAUUGCAAACGGUUUAAUUUAUGCAAAACGGACACAACAAUACACUUACUGUAUCUUUCUGGUUGCCUCUAAGACAUCACGUACACAUUUUAUAAUGUUGUUUAAUGAUAGAAUUCUUAUCUCCACAAUAUUUACGACCAUCAUCUCCUUUUUACCGAUCGAAACUAGUUUGGAAAUAACCGACAACUCACAUAGAAGUCGAAGGCAGCUAUUGUUCCCGAACUCUACACUACUGCAAUGCAACUUUGGCAUGGCAAUUCCAACUCCUGACAAGGGCAUAAUUGUUAAUUGGGCUAUCCAGACAAACUUUCAGCUGCCGUGGAACAGGUCCCAGAUCCCAGUGGACAUAUUUGAAGCCAACUCAGGUUAUGUUGGCACAGCAAGAAAAAAACGCGAUCUGGACUUACAGUACAGGAAUAAUGCUAAACUGUAUCACUUUUAUAAGCCAUCGAAGAUAUUGUUACUGGAUUUGGACAUAAUGGCCAAGGAUGUGUGCUUCGCACCCUGUGCCAGCUUGGAGCCGAACCACUCCAUACAACGGGUGAGGACGAUCUUCUUCACGAAAUAGCCACAUAUGUACUCAAUCCUCUUAACGACAUUGAAGAUGGUGUGAGCGAAGAGUCAAUGCCCUAUAUAGAAGCGCUUCAACACGGUCGACAACACAAGAAUUGUAUUAAAAUUUACGACAAUUGUUCAUUAUCACUAAUAGAUUUGUUUACUAUGUUACAUUAGUGCUAUUAAUUAAACAUUUAUAUAGAAUUAAAUAUAUGUUCAGUUC